CGUUCAGCACGACGGUUGCAUGCGAUCGAUGAUGAUGUAGUCGACGAAGAAAAUUAUGAGUUAGUGGAGAUGGUAUCGUGUGCUAACGAUUCGGAUGAAUUAGUUUGCGUUAAGGUAGGCGGAGUUUUAAUUGAAAUGCAGAUUGAUUCAGGCGUUCAGUCAAAUAUAAUUGACAAAAAAACUUGGGAAUCCAUGACGCGGAAUGGUAUAAAAACAUUGGGAGGAUGCCGACCAUCAGACCGCAGGUUUAAAGCGUAUGCGCAAAAAGAUUGUUUAAUAGUAACUGGUAUGUUCGAUGCAGAGAUUGUUAUAAAUGAUGUUGGAAAGGAAUUGAAAACAAUCGGAAGGUUUUAUAUUGUGGAACAUGGCCCCCAACCGCUUUUGGGAAGAAAAACUGCUAAGCAGCUUGGAGUUCUUAUUGUUGGGCUCCCGAGCCAACAGGAAUACGUUAAGCAUAUCGAUGCAGUAAUCAUUUCCGAGCAUUCGUGGAGUAAAAAUUCACAUUCCGGUGAAUAAAUCGAUCAAACCCGUAGCCCAGCGUUUACGGAGACUACCGUUUGCUACGCUAGAGCGGGUGGAGGACAAAUUAAAAGAACUCCUCGCAAAAGAUAUUAUCGAACGAGUUUCAGAGCCCAGUCGGUGGAUAUCGCCAAUUGUAGUUGUUGUUAAGGACACGGGAGACAUACGAUUAUGCGUCGAUAUGAGGCAAGUGAACCGAGCAAUAUUGCGGGAAACUCAUCCACUUCCUACCAUCGCGGACAUCCGCUGGAAGCUCAACGGUGCGAAAUAUUUUUCCAGACUGGAUAUAAAAGAUUCUUUUUAUCAGUUGGAGCUAGAUGACGAAAGCAAACCAUUGAUGUCAUCUACCGGAAAGGAAAGUCCAAUAUAGCAGAUCCGCUAUCUCGUCUAUCACGACCAACCGAUACGAACGCAUUUGAUCCUGAUUCAGAUGUGUACGUUAGAAGUGUAUUCGAGUUGACAGCGUUAGAUGUGGAUGAGUUAGAAAAAGAAUCUGCGUGCGAUGAUGCACUAACUGAAUUGCGGGAAUGUUUGGAUCGUGGUACUUGGAAUUAUACUUCUGAGUUAAUAAAACUAUAUCAUGCGUUCAGAAAUGAGCUUGGAAAAGUCGGGGACUUGAUAGUAAGAGGUCCUAGAUUAAUUAUUCCAACAAAUUUAAGACAGAGGAUGUUGAAUCUUGGGCAUGAAGGACAUCCGGGGAGAACUAAGAUGCAACAGCGUCUGCGAUUUUCUUGUUGGUGGCCUGGAAUGGACGAAUCGAUUGCGCGCAUCGUGAAUAACUGCGAAGGCUGUCGUCUGGUGAGUCAGCCAGAAAGACCAGAACCAAUGGAAAGAAGAAAACUACCGGAUGCUCCUUGGGUUGACGUCGCCAUCGACUUUCUUGGUCCAUUACCGUCGGGUGACUAUUUGCUUGUGAUAAUCGACUACUUUAGUCAAUACAAAGAAGUUGAAAUCAUGCAGAAAAUAACAGCAAACCGAUUGGACAAGAUUUUUAUUCGACUUGGCUACCCACGGACUAUCACUCUGGACAACGGUCGACAGUUCGUGAGCACGGAGUUCGAAAGUUUCUGCAAAACAAGAGCGAUCAUAUUAAAUAAAACAACACCUUACUGGCCCCAAGAAAACGGAUUAGUUGAACGUCAAAAUCGAUCCUUGGUUAAAAGAUUGAAAAUUAGCCAAGCAAUGAAGCGAGAUUGGAAAAACGACCUACUUUCGUAUCUACUCAUGUGUUAUUCAACUCCACACAGUACAACAGGCAAGACACCAACUGAAUUGUUGUACGGAAGGAACAUAAGAAGCAAAAUACCAUCGUUGAGAGACAUAGGAACUGCUGUGCCGUGCUCGGAUUACAGAGAUCGCGAUCAACUUGCGAAGGAAAAAGGGAAAUUGUAUGAAGAUUCACGCCGCAAUGCAAAACCUUCUGUCAUAGAAGUUGGGAAUAAAGUGCUAAUGAAACAUGUACUACAACGCAACAAGUUAACCCCGAAUUUCGACCCAACUGUCAUGACGGUUGCAGCAAAGGAUGGACCAUGUGUCACAGUUCGAAAUGACGAAACCGGUCAGACAUAUAAGAGAAACUCAAGUCACCUUAAGAAAAUCAACGGUAACAGCCCUGGAAAAGGAUCUCCAAUGCAACACUGCCAGAAGGAUGAUGAGGAAGCUUUCAAAGUAUAG
Messenger RNA from Topomyia yanbarensis, 2193 nucleotides. RefSeq lists its product as uncharacterized. Gene Ontology annotation, molecular function: nucleic acid binding. Lineage: Eukaryota; Metazoa; Arthropoda; Insecta; Diptera; Culicidae. The transcript has 2 exons. Gene Ontology annotation, biological process: DNA integration. The record is from RefSeq and is a predicted model, not a curated record. The coding region runs from base 1186 to 2193 and encodes 335 amino acids.